Tauraco erythrolophus (red-crested turaco) is the source of this 3702-nucleotide messenger RNA. Lineage: Eukaryota; Metazoa; Chordata; Aves; Musophagiformes; Musophagidae. The record is from RefSeq and is a predicted model, not a curated record.
AUGUCGUACUGUAUGGCAUCAUGGUAUAUUGCGUUAUCACGAAAAGAACAAGCAGAGGUGAUGAGUGGCCUUGAUGUUACGAACGCUUGGAUAAACUGGAACUGCAUCAUUCAGCGAGCGGUACCUGAGCAGCAGUGUCAAUGGGAUUAUGCUGAAAAGAAAAACACGAUAGCAAAAGCUCUGGAAGACCUUAAAGCCAACUUCUACUGUGAACUCUGUGACAAGCAGUACUAUAAACACCAGGAGUUUGACAAUCACAUUAACUCUUAUGAUCAUGCUCACAAACAGAGGCUGAAGGAACUGAAACAGAGGGAGUUUGCUCGUAACGUAGCGUCUAAGUCACGAAAAGAUGAAAGGAAACAGGAAAAAGCCCUUCAACGGUUGCACAAGCUGGCUGAGCUAAGGAAGGAGACCACGUGUGCUCCCGGGAGCGGCCCGAUGUUCAAAUCCACAACAGUGACCGUGCGAGACCGUUGCGCUGACACCCCACAAAGCGCCGCCGUAGAUUCUGCCGACAAACAGGAUUUCGGCUGUACGUUAGCGCACGAUGCGCAGAACUGUAAAGACGUUGCUUCUGUUAUUUCUUCCACUCCUGGAAGCGCAUGUAGUAAUAAAUCCGAUGCAAACAAGUGUGGAGAUCAGCUUCAAGGAGCUCAAGGACAUAGAGUUGGGUUCUCUUUUGCUUUUCCUAAGAAAGCAGUGGUCAAGCUGGAGUCUUCAGCUGCCGUUUUCUAUGAGUAUAAUGACGAAGCAUCUAUGGAGCACGGAUUUAGCAGAAGAAGUAGAUUUGUUCCAGAAGCAUGUAACCUUCAAUCUCCUUCAGCAGCAGAAAUAGUCCUGUGCCCUGAGGAGAAACAUAACUGUUUUCAGCCACUGGUGGAAAAAGGCAUAGACACAGCAGAAGCUUCUGAAGCUCAGGAGUCAAAAGAGCUGGCCAGUGAGGAAAGCAGGGUGCUGGAGAGUCCCAUGUUAACUCCGGCUGCGUCCCGUUCAAGGCAGCUGGUGUCCUCCGACAUGGAUGGCUAUGGUGUUGAUGCAAGUGCAGCAGGCUUCCUGGACCAAACGCUGCCCGUGGUUGCGGACAGUGCUCAGGUUCUACCCCUGGACUGCAGCAGUUACGAGCUGCAGGCAAGCAGGGCUCUCGCGCAGGCCCUGGUGGAGGAUCGUUUAUCUCCACAGGACGUUGCAGAGGAAAAUGAUAAAGACAGGAACAGUGAUUCCUCCACAACUGAAACGGAAAUAAAAAAGCUGGAGGCAGAUGCGUUAGUUCCAUCCCCACCUGCAGAAGGUAGUGGUGGAGCCCCACAAAGCAAACCAGACAUGCGGAAGAGACCUUGUGAACCCUUUGUUCCUGUUCUUAGCAAGCAUGGAUCCAAUAUUCUUCAGUGGCCGUCGGAAAUGUUAAUUUACACAAGUACAGACCCGUCGAUUUCUUAUAGCUGUAAUCCUUUAUAUUUUGAUUUCAAGUCAUCAAGAGCAAGCGACAGCCAAGAAAAGCCCAAGCGUCAGCCAAACAUACCUCAUUUGUACCAUAAAACUGAAUCUGACCAUAGCUUAGUCUCGGGUUUUACAAAUAAACCUGCUUCAGAGUGUGAUGAUUAUGAAACAGAAGUGCAUAAAAAUGUGUGCAACUAUACAAUACCCCUUAUUAGUGAUGUUUCCCUCAUCAGAAGUUGUGAUCUUGCAAAAAAUCAAAAUAAAGUGUCCUUGGAUGAGUCGUUCAGGAUUAGAAAAAUAGAAAAGUAUCACAUUUCUAAAAAUCACUUACGACAAAACACUGUGAUAGAUGAGAAACAUAACAAAGUCUGGAUUAAAGAAGGCCAUGAAAAAUGGCUUCACAAAAGUAGAAAACGGAAAAGGAGAAGAAAAUUAUGUCAUUGUCAUCAUCAUCACUGUGGGGACACAACAGCGUCAGAAAUGGAGAUGUCCUCAGUGACUGAAAAAGAAAUGGUUUUCAGAGAUGACAAUAAAUACCAGCACCUCCAAAAUAACCCAGAGAAGUGCAGACAUGACAUGGGGAACAUCUGGCUAGCUACGGGUGAGAUACUGCAGUCGCAUCAAAAACCUGGCAUUGAAAACUGUCACAAGAGAGCCGUGUCUGCGUCACAUCAUGUACACGGGGAUGGAGGCUGGUGUGAUGUUUGGAGUGCAAAAACCAGCAGCCAACACCACGGUUGUAAACGGCCACGUAGAAAGAGCAAAGUGAGCUCUCGGAGACAGGCAAAGCAGUUGGCUCCGAGUUCCAGGAGGCACAGCUUGAGGUACUCUAGAACACGUUGUAGCUGCAAAGUCAGGAGGUCAAGCUGUAGCCCAGAGCAUAAAUGUUUGGGGCGCUGCAGGGAGGAGAAGAGUCCAAGUCAAAACCAGUCCAUCAAGAGAGGUUACAACGUUCUGACAGAGGAGCCUGAAAAGUCCCACCACAAGCGGAGACAGCAUACCUGUUCCUCUUCAUCAGAUGAAAGCUCGUGUGGACAAACGUUGCCAGCAGAGGAGCAUCUAAGGCAAGCGCGUACUUCAGGUACACAUCACAAGGCAAAAGGGAAACGCAGGAGAAGGAAAACUAGAAUCCAUCGCGUAUUCCUUGACAGGAACGCAAGAGGUGAGACCUCCAGACCUUCCAAAGAAAAUUCUCCGCGUUCUACAGUAAAUAUUUUGGGGGACUUCUCAACUCAAGACAGUCUAGAGGAAACUAAUGUGGAUCCCAAAGGUGAUGGUGCAAAAGAUAUGGAUGAAACAAUGCAGCUGGAGGAAAGCAAGUCACCUAUAGAAACCGAUAGUUCACACGUGUCGGGAAACGACAAACUGGCAGCGUGUGCAGCGAUGGAGAGUGCUCCGAGUAUGUUUUCUGAUGUCGUGGCAAGUUCUGCUGCUUCUGUUCCCGAGCACAGUGCUCCAGCAGCUGCCGGCGCGCAGGAUGUUCUGCAAGAUGAAAAGAAGAAAGAAAAUGUCCACAGUCGUGAAAGUCAAGCUCGUUACAAGGUUUCCCUCCCCAACAGGCGUUUGGAACAAGUUCCUCCGAAAUCCUACCUUUGCCAUUAUGAACUGGCCGAGUCCCUACCGCAUGAGAAGAUAAGUGAGGUGACGAGUGAAUGGGUACAGUGUAGCCCUGGCAUAUUUAGCAGCCCACCACCCUUGCCAUUCAAAGAAGCACACGUGAACACUCAGACCUUUCUGACUACCGAGCAGUUACUAGCCCCCUUCACCCUGCCCGAUCAGACGUUGAUAUUCCCUGCGGAUAACCACGAAAAAUUCAAAGAUCUCCCGUCCGAGGCGUAUCAGCAGAUCGUGCCACAGAACAUGCUGGCCAACAAAGUGAAGUUCACCUUCCCCGUCCCGGCGAUCCAGCCCCCGGAUUCCCCGCUGCAGCCCUUGCCCUUGCAGCCGCCGCUGUGUUCUACCUCCGUCACCACCAUCCACCACACCAUCCUACAGCAGCACGCCGCCGCCAGCACCGUGAAGGUUCUCCAGCCCCACCAGCAGUUCCUCUCACAGGUCCCAGCUCUUUCCAGAGCUCCUUUACCUCACCUGCCGGUAGGACCGCGGCUUUGCCCGGCGGGCCCCGCGGCUUUCGUCGCCCCGCCGCAUUUGCCGCUGGGGCCCGGCUCGGGCCGGGCACCGGACCCGCUUUUGCUGCCCCCCGCCUCUCCCCCGUCCCUGCUGGCCCCGCACCCGGCCGUCAUUCCCCUGCAGCCCCUCUUUUAG